Tyto alba (common barn owl) is the source of this 1141-nucleotide messenger RNA. RefSeq names its product tRNA-yW synthesizing protein 5 (gene TYW5). NCBI's taxonomy places the organism in Eukaryota, Metazoa, Chordata, Aves, Strigiformes, Tytonidae. Gene Ontology annotation, molecular function: 2-oxoglutarate-dependent dioxygenase activity; tRNA binding. The record is from RefSeq and is a predicted model, not a curated record. Gene Ontology annotation, biological process: wybutosine biosynthetic process. The transcript is spliced from 8 exons. The coding region runs from base 48 to 1004 and encodes 318 amino acids.
GGGGUGGUUUGAGCGGCGGGAGCGGGAUACGGUGCGCGGGAGCGGCCAUGGAGCGGCGGGAGCAGGCGGCGGUGCCGGUGGCGCGGGUGGCCGGGGCCACGCGGGAGCGGUUCCUGCGCGACAUCUACCCCCGGAGGGAGCCAGUAGUGCUGAAAGGAAUGGAACUGGGCACUUGCACAACCAAAUGGACAGUAGAUUACUUGAGUCAAGCUGAAGGAUCUAAAGAAGUAAAGAUUCAUGUUUCUGCAGUGCCACAGAUGGAUUUCCUCAGUAAGAACUUUCUGUAUAGAACUCUGCCUUUUGAUGUAUUUGUACAAAGAGCAGCUGAAGUCAAACACAAGGAGUACUUUCUUUCUGAGGAUGAAAAGUACUAUUUGCGAUCAGUGGGUGAAGAUGCUAGGAAGGAUAUUGCAGAUAUCAGAAAGCAGUUUCCUGUUUUGGCAGAAGAUGUUCAGAUUCCAGAGUAUUUUGAGAAGGAACAGUUUUUCUCUAGCGUCUUCCGCAUCAGUUCGGCUGGAUUACAGUUAUGGACACAUUAUGAUGUAAUGGAUAACUUCUUAAUCCAAGUAACUGGGAAAAAACGGGUUUUUUUGUAUAGUCCUCGAGAUGCACCAUAUUUGUAUUUAUCAGGUACUAAGUCAGAGGUGCUGGAUGUGGAUAACCCUGACUUAGAGAAAUAUCCCCUUUUUGUGAAAGCCAAACGCUAUGAGUGUUUUCUGGAAGCAGGAGAUGUGUUAUUUAUUCCAGCUCUGUGGUUCCACAAUGUAAUUUCUGAGGAAUUUGGAGUGGCAUUGAAUGUCUUUUGGAAGCACCUUCCUGCUGAGUGCUAUGAUAAGAGUGACACUUAUGGAAAUAAAGAUCCCACAGCAGCCUCUAGAGCUAUACAGAUCUUGGACAGGGCCUUGAAAACACUUGAAGAACUGCCUGAGGAAUAUAGGGAUUUUUAUGCUCGGAGGAUGGUGUUACGCAUCCAAGAAAAAGCCUAUAGGAAUGAUAAUAGAUAAAAUAACACACUGUAAUUCAGCAAGCUCCCGUGAAAGUAGAAAAUGUAUGUUAGUAUGGAAACUGGCCAUGUAUACAUACAUACACUUUCUGUAAGACUAAUAAAAACUAUGUUGAUGAACAUUCAUCUAUAACAAAA